AUGGCCGAGCACCACCUCCCGCCGGAUCCCACCGACUACCACCACAGAGGCGGGAGGAAGGGCGUCCACGCCGACGACCUCUCCCGCGGCCGCUGCUACAGCUACUACUACGGCUACGGCGGCGGCGGCGGCGGAGGUGGCGGGCGCGCCCUCUGCUUCGCCUUGCUCGUGCUCCUCCUCGCGGUCGGCAUCACCUGGCUGGUGCUCUACGUGGUGUACCGCCCGUCCCACCCCAACCUCGCCGUCACCUCCGCCGCCGUCCUCGCCCUCUACAACGCCACCGCCAACACGGCGGGUGGCGCCACCGCGCUGGCCGCGUCGUUCCAGUUCACGCUGGUGCUCCGCAACCCGAGCGCGCGGUCCGCGGCGCGGUACGACCGGCUGGCCGCCUACGCGGCGUACCGCGGGGAGCCCCUGACGCCCGCGACGCCGAUGCCUCCGCUGGCGCAGGACGCCGGCACCGCCGUGGAGGUGGCGCCCGUGCUGGGCGGCGGCGUCGCGGCGCCGCCGGUGCCCGUGUCGCCCGACACCGCGGCGGCGCUGGCGGCGGACGUGGCGUACGGCGUGCUGGCGCUCCGCGUGGUGGUGCUGGGCCGCGUCCGGUUCGUGUCCGGGCCGUUCCACAGGGGGUGGCACUCGAUGUACGCGCGCUGCGACCUGCUGCUCGGCGUGCGCAAGGCGGCAGGGAACAACGGCGCCGGUGGCGGGCCCCAGCAGGCGCCGCUGCUUGGCGACCCCGCCUGCAACGUCGACAUGUGA
Molecule: messenger RNA, 759 nt
Organism: Setaria italica (foxtail millet)
Lineage: Eukaryota; Viridiplantae; Streptophyta; Magnoliopsida; Poales; Poaceae
Product: NDR1/HIN1-like protein 1
Exons: 1
Coding region: 1-759 (252 amino acids)
Biological process (GO): defense response to other organism
Source: RefSeq, a predicted model, not a curated record